AUGGGUAAUGACGUCCCCAUUCACGCAUCGUCCAUUCAAACACCUCAGAAUGAAUUCCUGAUGAGGCUAGGUUAGAGAGAAAUUCUAAACCCUCACUCAAUGAAUUGAGAGGUACAGUGUCCGCUGUUGCGAGCUUGAUCGAUCGCCUUCUCGCAAAUGUUGAUGGACAAAGGCCAACUGUCAAGCAAGCCUAUCUGGAUACCGUAGGACUUCGCGGCGUACUGUAUGAGCAGGAAGAGCGCGAAAUGCAGCAGCUCGUGCAUGCGACGGUCGACAGAACGCAUUGGAACGUGGUCGAAGAUGUUAAGGAGGCCGCGCCUUCAGGUGAAAUCGAUAAUUGUGGCCUGAGUUGGGUCGACGUCUUCUUUCUCACCGUCGAGAUCGCUCAUCAUGCCUCGCCACUGAAGAUUAUCUCUAAAUGA
Caenorhabditis auriculariae is the source of this 422-nucleotide messenger RNA. The record is from the annotation of a GenBank genome assembly. NCBI's taxonomy places the organism in Eukaryota, Metazoa, Nematoda, Chromadorea, Rhabditida, Rhabditidae.